Molecule: messenger RNA, 2062 nt
Organism: Didymella exigua CBS 183.55
Lineage: Eukaryota; Fungi; Ascomycota; Dothideomycetes; Pleosporales; Didymellaceae
Product: MFS general substrate transporter
Exons: 4
Coding region: 501-1985 (494 amino acids)
Biological process (GO): transmembrane transport
Cellular component (GO): membrane
Molecular function (GO): transmembrane transporter activity
Source: RefSeq, a predicted model, not a curated record
CUUUUUCAGCUUUCAGGGCGUCCAACAACCCUGUGAGGCGCCCCCAUCUUCUGGCGUUAACCCCCCAACCUUGAGCAUUGGCAACCGUACUCCCCUUGGCGUCAGCGCAACCAUAUCAGCGAUUGACAGUGGUUAUCGCAACUGUGGUGCCAUAUCAGCAGAAGAGAGGACGUCAUACCAAGGGCAGUUAGCACGCUUCCUCAUUGGCCCAGCCCCGCCUGGAUCUGCCGUUCUUAAGGUGGGUCUGACUUGACUAGGUCCGUGGAAGAUUUAAGAGCAACGUCUGCUCGUGGCAAGGGAGGGUACGCGACCAUGACGGCUGCUACGUUUGGUUUCAAGAUGCGCGUCUGAGUGAAAAAGACCAAUCACCUCGAACCUGCACAUUUUUGCGAUUCUGAGCCGCUGGGUGACAGCGCAAGGCCACGCGACCCCACCAACUUUCUGACGUGGGCGGACUCAUCUGUCAACCAAUUUAAUAUUGAAAGCACGUCGCCACCAGGAUGAGCGAUAUCGAGAAGUAUUGUGAGCGCGCGGAUCCUCAUGCUCCUCAUUCGUUGGAGAGCGAUGAGAUAGAAAGACAGCUGGGAGGAGUUGACCUCGUGUACGAGGCGAAGCUUGUUCACAAACUCGAUGUCUACAUCAUUCCCGUUGUGAUGCUGUUGUACCUCCUCAGCUUUCUCGACCGAGUCAACAUCGGUAACGCACGCCUCUACGGCCUCGAAGAAGAUCUCGGCAUGGACUCAACGCAGUUCCAAACCGCCGUAUCCAUUCUCUUCGUGACUUACAUCCUAUCCGAAGUGCCCUCCAACCUUGUCCUCAAGAAACUCCGUCCCUCGCGCUGGAUCGCAUUCAUCACCGUCGCCUGGGGCAUCAUCGCAACACUAACCGGCAUCGUGCAAUCCUACGGCGGCCUCAUCGCAUGCCGUCUCCUCCUCGGCGCUGUGGAAGGUGGUCUAUUCCCCGGCAUGGCCGUGUAUCUAACCUUCUUCUACACCAAGCGCGAACUCGCGCUGCGCAUUGGCUACCUCUUCGUCUCCGCCGCGCUGGCAGGCGCAUGCGGCGGCCUGCUCGCCUACGCAAUCGGCCAUAUGGACGGCAUCGCCGGCCAGCGAGGUUGGCGCUGGAUCAUGAUCCUGGAAGGCAUCCCGACCUUCGUGCUCGGCAUCGCGACAUGGUGGAUUCUGCCCGACAGCCCCGAGACAGCGUACUUCCUGGACGCGGACGAGAGAGCGUACGCUGCCGCGCGCCUCAAGCGGCAGACAGGCUACACCAAGCGCGCCGCCGAGUUCCACUGGGACGACGUCCGGAAGUGCUUCAAGGACUGGAAGGUCUGGCUGUUCUGCUUCGCGCAGUUCGGGAGCGAUACCAUGCUCUACGGUUUCUCGACGUUCCUGCCUACUAUCAUCCGCGCCAUCAUGCCCAAGGCCAGCAGCGCAACGGUGCAGGUGCUCACCAUCCCGUGCUACGCGCUCGGCGCCAUCACAUACCUGGUCGUCGCGCAUUUCUCGGACAAGCAGCAGAAGCGCGGCUUCUACACCAUCCUGCUGGGCGUGGUGAGUAUCAUCGGGUACGCGAUGUUGAUCAGUCCGAGCAGCUCUGCGACGCAUUAUGCGGGGUGCUUUCUGGUCGCUAUGGGGUUGUAUGUGUGUGUUGGUAUUCCGCUGGCGUGGUUGCCGACGAAUCUGCCGCGGUAUGGAAAGAGGACGAGUGCGACGGGUUUGCAGCUUUCGAUUGGAAACUGUGCGGGGAUUAUGUCUUCGUUUUUGUAUCCUGCAAAGGAAGGGCCUCGUUUUAUCAAAGGACACGCAGUGACGAUGGCUAUGAUCGCAUUUGCGCUUGCCUGCUACGCCAUCUUGUGGGCGUACCUUGGUAUGCUGAACUCAAAACGUGAUAAGGGCGAUGAGGAUCAUUUGAUGGCGGGCAAGAGCGAAGAGGAGAUUGCUGAGAUGGGCGACGAGAGCCCACGGUUCAGGUAUACGAUCUGAGAACGACAAGUGACGGUACGGAAGCAGAGGAGGCAUUAAUCAACUCUAAUGAAACGACAGGCCCACUGUCCAGACAC